UUGCGUCCUUAGACGUUGGAAACAACGUCACGAAUUUCGCAAAAAUAGUUCCGUCUAGAAAUAGCCUGCGGUAGUUCCAAUCCACUUGCUGGCUGAUGGGAAACUGAGACUCAGAAACGUUUUUCGCGUGUAAUCGACCGUUUAAAAAUAUCGAAAAGAACGAGUUGCCGUCGAAAUCGGGUUUGUGGGUUCGUUUAUUCGCGAGAAAAUGUCUUAUUUCAGUUUUAGACGUGGUGCUGCUCUUGGGAAACACCAUGGAGGUAGAUAAAACCUUGUCCGAAACGAUUGAAAAAGAUACACCACGGGUUCCCAUUAAGACAUAUCAGUGGGAAGACGUACGAAGAUCUCGUAAAAAAGGAGGAUACCCUUGGACUCACAUUACAAAACCACCAUACGACGGUGAAGAAGACCCUGAAGGUUACACUUUAGAAGCAUAUAGAAGAAGUCGCAGUCGAAGCACUUCGACAAUCGGAAAAGCACGAAGCGAGAGUGCUUCCACAUUUGGUGAUAGAAGCCCGUCGCCAUACGAUCGACAAAACGAGGAAAGCUUGAAUCAUUCCAGAACACCCUCGACUGUCAAAGCCGAUCAACAUCAAACAAACAAAAAAAACGGCGUAACGUCCUUGAGUCAACCGAAUUUUGAACAUUUUAGAGAAAGAACAACGACUUUCGAAAGUCGCUACGAAAGAAGCAUCAGCCCUCCUUCGAACGAACGGACUCGGAGUUUAACAAGAGAUUUAACUUCAGGGAGCUUUAAAAGAAGCAAAAGCCCUUCUAGGAGCUUUUCAGAAAAGAAAAGCGAGAGUCCUCCGAACCAAAGAAGGAGCCGAAGUCCCACAAGAAAGGAGACUACGAAUUCAACUAUUGAACAAAGCAAAACCAACAUGGAAACAAACGAACCUAACAGCAAAGACACAAAAAAUGAACUGGAUCUCGAUGGCAAAACAAACGAAUCAUUUACCAAGAGCGACGAAAAUGUCAAUGAACCAUUGGAUGAAAUUUCGUUAUCUCCAGAAGAAGAAGCAACAAGUACACCUGCAACAAAAGACACGAGGUCUCGAAUUGAAGAAAAGGCAGAUUCUAAAAGAAAAUUAAAGCGACGACUGAGUGUACAAAGUAGUUAUAGUAGAAUAAGUCUUACCAAACAGAGCAUUUUAGACAGAAUCAAAAGCACAAAGAGGUCAAUAAAACCGUCCAGACUAGUCAAACGUUCAAGAUCGGACGUCACCUAUGAGAAAAAACCCAUCAAUACAAAAGGAAGAAAAAGCAUCGACACUACAAAACACAUUGAUAAACCAGUUUACAUUCAUAUUCCUCUAAAACCCCCACCGGGUCAAACAGAUGAAUUUUCGUAUUUAGAAUUUGAGAAAGAUCCUCCUCCCGUAGGACAACUCCCAGAAAAGAAAAACGGUAAAAAGGAGGUCUUCGGAGACGACCGGGAUGGCAGUCCUAUUGUUGGGGUGAUAUUAGAAUUCGAUGAUCCGGACAAAAAAGACGGAUACACAUCUAAGGAAAUAAACGACAUCAUCUCUAAAAUGGGAAACGGUGCCAACGUGCAACAGAUCGAUGCCAAAGACUUGUUCCCCGAAAUAGCAGAACAAUCAGCAAAAAUUAAGGAAAUAGUAGACAGUAUAGACGAUAAAGCCAAAAUAGUGGCAACAGAUGGAAAAGAAGUUCUCGAAGAGGUGGAAGUAAACAAUAAGGCAGAAGUAUUGGAAAAGCUAAAACAAGUAGAAAACGGUUCCACCCAAAGCAUUAAAGCAACAGAUGAUAAAGAUGUACAAAAUAAUUCUCUACAACCACCAGUACCUCAGCAGCAACAGAAUGAGCAAAAUCAUUUGAACGUACAGUCAAAUGACGGCGUGCAAAUACAGGAAAUGUCAAGUCGAGAAGGAAGUACGUCUUCAGCUUCGAACAGGAGUCCUGGAAUGCUAACCGACAAACCAAUAACAUCAGAACCAGACGAGGACAACAUAAGUCAAUACCUAGACAAAGACGAACCUAUUGAAGUUGAAUCGAGUAGAACGGAAAGUGCCGAACCUGAAGGCACGACUAAAGUCAAUACAGAUAUUGUCGAAAAAAUACAGCCGCUGAAGGGAAGCGACUUGGAUGUGCCAAAAAAUAGAAAAAGAGCUCGAUCAGAAGAACCAUCCACCAGGAAAAGGAAGCUUUCUAUCGAAAGUAGUUAUAGCCGAAAGAGUCUUUCCAAACUGGCAUUCUUGAAAAAAUUCAAAAACUUUACCGACAAAAUAAAAAUUCCUUCUUUGAAAAAAUCGGAAUCCAAAGAAAAAAUAAAAGAGAAACCGAAAGAAGAAAAGAAGGAAGACGAUAAAGAAGUAGCCCAACCAAAAACUAAGGAUAACUUAAAAAAAUCGAAAAAAGAAGAACCAAAAUAUAUUUACAUUCCUUUAAAGCCACCAGAAGGAGAAACGGAUGAAUUCUCUAAAUUCGCUGACGAACCUCCCACAGAAUCAAAUGUUUCAAAUAAGGAACUUAAACGGGAAGAUACUGAAACCUCGGUAGAAACACCAACGAAUGACGUUCAAAUUAUUAUUCUAACACCUCCUUCUGAUGAUGAAAUAUUAGACAGUAAUCUUCCGGAGACUCCAUCCGAAACCGACCAGAAAUUCUUUGACAAUAUGCAAAUAGAUAACUUAAAACAUUUGGCAAAGAAGGUUGUAGAUGAGGUGUAUCCAAACUCCCACGAAUUACAAACGGUACAAGAAGAAAAGACUGGAUCGGACGAAAAUUUAACCAAAAAUGGAGUAAUAGAAGAAACUAAUAAGAAGGAAGACGAUAGUAUUAAGACAGAACAAAAAAUUGAAGAAGAACCAACCAAGACAACUCCAGAAGAAAGUAAAGUACCUCCAAAAGAAAUUGAUGGGGCCUCUAAAGAGGAAAGGGUUGUUCUUCAAGAACGAAUAUUAGUGGACGAAGAAGAUGGUUUAAAAUUAAGUGAAGUAGCAGUCGCCAUGAUAAACGAAGAAUUGGCUAAAGAAUCGCUACCACAGACUCCUUCGGACAAGGUCAAAGAAACACCAGCAGCUGUUGAAGAUGUGGUGAAGAUAAAGAAGAAAGUUUUAUUCAAAAAUAAGAAGAAAACUGACGAUGGAGAAUACGAAUACAUUACUAUUCCGGACUCACAAAGAAGUAGCUACGCCGAAGAUAAACCAGAAGAAUCGGAUACAUGCCAGAUUAAAGAAGACGUAGAAUUGAUUAAAGAUAAACAUGAAGAAGGAUCCCCCAAUGUAGACGGGAAAAAGUGGUCCGAAAUAGAUGACCAUGAGUACGAGCCCAUAAACCCACCAUCGGACGAAAUGGCGCACAGCGGUCCCCCUAAGAUUCAUAUCACCUCACCCCAAUUGCACACUCGUAUACACGACGUCCAACAUGACAGUGCCCUGAGUAGUACCACAUCUCUGGAAAGACAGUACCUUGGCGGAGCCAGUGGCGAUGAAGACCUCUCAACUAGAAAUGCGGAUAUUGAGGAGGCUGCUGUUACUCCCCAAGAAUUACAAACUCAAAUAGAGGAAAGGUUCUUCACCGCUACUCCAAUGACUGCCCCCUCUAAACAAGAUACUGACAUUGCCAACAGUCAGACAGAUUCUUCAACUGUUCAAAGUGUAUCCGCAACAAAAAAUGACUCUAAGAAGAGUGGUGAGGACAAACCAGAGGACCAACAAGGUAACAAAUUCAACGAGGCCAUAAAGCACCAAGCUGAAGCACUAAAGGCCCAAGCGGGGAAAAUCAAAUCAAAGUUCCAAAAUAUGAAAAAACCAAGCAUAUCGAAGCCAAAAUUUCAAGCACCUUCGUUCAAGAUGCCGAAGUUGGGGGAUCGUGCGAAAAUACAUAUGCCUUCUUUCAAGAAAAACACCGAAAAACGAUCUUCUUGGCAAGAACAACGACAAUUUUCGACCGAAUCAAAUGUAGGAGAACCUAAAAAGCAUUUCGACUUUGGCACUUUUCCCAAAUUGUUUGACAGAAGCAAAAAAGGUAGAAAGGGAAGCCUCGGCGAUUUUGACUCCGCUCCAUCGAACGUUCAAACUAAUGAAGCAGCACCACAGCCUGAAUUUGCCACUGUUCCAAGAGCAACCAGAAAGAAGGAACCAGUAGGGUCCAGGUGGUCGAGUAAAUUUAAAGACAUCGACUUUGCUGAUGACGAACAGAAGGAAAAUCUUUCAGAGCAGAGACCAACUUCUGUAAGAAUUUCCCUUCACGAAGAAAUCGAAGAUAUUCCAGGCGAUGGUUCCCACAUAAGAUACAACCAAGAUAUAGACAUAGAAGAAGACUUCGAAAGGGAAGAUAAACAAGUUCAUGAAGUGUCGCCAUUGUCCCAGGAAUAUUUGAAGAGGUGGGAACACGGGGAGUUCCACGAAGGACCAGUCCCUGCGAGACAUCGCUUGCAAAUAACUGACUUAGAUGAACCCCAAACUCCUCCAGAACUCGAGCUGCCACGAUCAAAUGGCGUUCAUUCUUCAGGAAGUUUAAGCGAUCACAGGCGUGGUGUUAUAGAAGAAAUUGAUUCAGACGAGUUCUUUUUGAGAGAAAAGGGAAUUUCUCAAGAAGACAUCGAAGUUGGGAAAUAUCUCAGUACAGAAAUAAGAGAAGCUUUCAGAAAUCCAGUCAAUAGUUUAUCACAAAUAGAUGGUCUAAAUGGAGAAUCGGAUCAAUCUCUACAAGAACCACCUCCGAGAAAGAAACCCGCCAGAAAACCAAAGAGAAAGAAGACACCCCAUGUAUCACAAGAAAAUGUAAGCUUUGAUCAAGAAUCUGUAACGGAACCAGAAGAAUACCGCACAGAUGAUAUUAGAUCAUAUCCUCCACCUUCCCGUCCGAAACGGAGAAGUAAAAGUAAAAAAUCCAAAAAGAAUAGUCAUAUUCCAUAUCAAGAAACCAUAGCAAUGGAUGAAGAAAAUUACAAUUUGGAUGAAAAUUUAAGAGACAUUGAAUCAGAUAUUUUGCCAGACAACAUUCUUAGUUCUGAUGUUCAGCAAAAUGGAUUCCACCAAAAUACAAGGCAGGUGUAUGAAAAUGAACACAUGCAAGGAAUAGAACAACCCGAAAUUGUAGUCUCGAACCCAUAUGCCAAAAGGGAUUUCCAACCAGAAACUGAACAACCAGCUCCACCCCCAAGAAAACACCGAAGUUUGAAGAGUUUAAACAUCUCAGAACAAGAUUCUAUUCUUGAUGACAGCAUUGAUUAUAAAGAUACUCCCAUGCAGGAAAUGGUUGUAUACAGAGGAGAGCAUGAGUACAUCAUUCCAACCCCGGAACCACCUCAACGCUCUAGAAAAACCCGUUCUAGGUCUCAAUCGCACGUAGAUGACGAUCGAACAUCGAGAGGCGCCGAUUCUCUAACAUCCGAGAAUCUUGUGCCAGUGGUUGAAGAAAUUUGCAUAAAAGACAUUCGAGACAGCAGUGGUUACGCAAUUAUCGACAAACAGAAACCAAGAGACCCUCCUUUGCCGCCUUCACGUUUUCCAACCACUCCACCCAGAAAACGUAAAAAUAAGAAUAUCGAGAAGACCAAAGUAAUUACACAAACGAAAUUCUUUACUGUACCACGCAAACAGCAAAGCGCAGCACCCCCCGAAAGACCUACCCGUAACUAUAGCACCCUGGGUAGUCCAAGCAAACCAAUCAGAAAAAAGUCGUUAUCUUCAUCACAUGUAAAUGCAGAUAAUAAGGAAAACAUUGAUAUCAGUCAAUACACAGAGAUCGAAGAUCAACCUGUUAGAAGACUUCAAUCUGGCGAAAUUGUGCAGAAAAUGAAAGACAGACCCCUUCCAGCACCGCCACGUCCACCACGUCGGCAAAGAGAUGGUAGGGAAGCCCUACAAGAUAUAACAAAUGGCGAUAGCCAACCAUCAGGGUCUGAAGAAAAGGAGCACCUAUUCGACGAAACUGAAGUAUCAACUCAGACCGAACCGUUACCUGACGAUGUCAUAUGCGAACCUCUCACACAAGAAGAAACAGAUAGAGUCAUUUUACCAACAGAAGGAAGGAAAGCUGAAAAUAGAAAACAAGAGUCUUUUGAAGAGACCAUUACCCAUGGAGCAUUGAUAGUUCAGCCUCUACCUUACUCUGCCCUACAUCAGACAGGACCAGGAGUGGAAAGAGUCAUACCAACUCGACUCGAAGAAUCCGAUGAAGAAACUUCUGAAAUUCCAGAAGAUUUCAAAAAAUUAAAGUCACCUUCACAACCUACUGAAUCUUCAGCUGACAAGAGACCAAUAACUCCAACGUUUGACUCCAGUGCGGAAAUUGAAUUACUGAAGACUCAGAAACUUCAAGUGGCCGAUUUGGACGUAGAUAAACUAAGAGUCAACCAAUUACAAGCAAACAAAAUAAUGGUAUCAGAAAUCGAAGGAUUCAGUAUACAGGUUAACGAAAUAAAUUCACGCUCGGGGAAUUUAGUGGUGAGUGGAAUAGAAUUGCCACCUCAUUUAUUGCAAGAAUUAGUGGACAGAUUGCAGUCGAUAGUUCCCCAGCAAUCUUCUCAAUUCGAUGAAGAACAGAGUGCUUCACAAAGAACAGAAACUGAAAGCACAUUAAAAAAUCGACAAGAAUCUGUUCCAGAAGAAUCGAAAAAAGGAGAAGAAAGCGAGCAACAAAAAAAAACUCCAAUUAAUGAAGAAACAAUUAUCGAAGAAAGCAUUAUAGCUUCUCAAGUUGCUGAAAGUCAUGGACCUUUAAAAGAACAAUUUGAUGAAGCCGGCUUGCAGGUGAAGUCAGAACAUGUUCAAAAUUUAGAAAAUCAACAGCUCCUCUUAAACCAACAAGCCCCCGGCGAAUCUGAAGACGAGCCUCCAAAGAGACCACCCCGAAAAGCUUCAGUUACCAGUGCUUCAAUUACCCAAGAAACAGAAGAAGAAACCCAGUUGAAUUCGUCAUCCCAAAAAGCCCCUCCUUCCUCAAACUACUCGGCGUCUGCAUCUUCGCUACAAUCAAUAAACGCAAACGAACCUUCGUCGACCAAAGAGGUAAAAGAGUCAGAAAGAGAAGAACCCCCACCGCGACCCCCUCAACCCGAGUAUAUAGCCUCCCAACCGCCCGCUAGCUUUUUUGCCCUUAGAUCGCAACCCUAUUCGGAACUUUUAACCGAAGCCAUUCCGAUGCCUCCCCGUAGAAAACGCCACUUUAGGGCGACAUUAGUAACACAAUCUAGUUCGGAGGACAAUAUUUCGCCACCUAGGAGACACAGAUCACCUGAACCAUCGAUUCCACAAUUAACCGGACAAUUGACUCGAGCUUGUAUUAUCAGUGGAGAAAAUUUGAUACGAAGACUGAUAGCAUCAUUUUCCGAUAACGUGUUGAGAAAUAAAGACGGAAAACAAGAUGCUUAUGUGAUGAUCAUUAUUUUAUUAGUUCUUAUUGCAGGUAUUCUUCUUCUGACCGGAGAUCCGAAAAUCAUCGUGCAUCAUCAUCAUUGGGAAUAUUUUAAUCCACCGCGGGAUUUGUGAUAAAUUGUUAGUUACAACGGUAAACUUAAAGUGUUUUGUGUAUGUAGGCAUGCAGCGGUUUAUUUUUUCAACUUUGUAAGGCGAUCGCUGUAAAGACAAUUAAUUUUUUGCGAAACGGAAGGAUACGUUUCUAUCUUCAGGUUUGAAACGAUGAUUUGUGAAGUAUGCACGAUUUCCUGUCUAAAUAGUUAGGGAAAGAUCUAAAACCAUUUUAACUAAUUAACUCCAAUUAGUCAUCAAUACGUUUUCUGCCAACAUCACAAGUACAAAGUCAUAAGAUACGUGAAUUGGGAAAUGUGUUAAAACGACGAAUAAAAAAAACAAAAUAGCAUUUAAGAAUAAAUUAAACUUCCAGGUCAAUUUCGUUUUAAUUUUCUAUUAAAAGAUCUGCUAACAAGUCCAUAAAAGAAAUGUAAAAACAUUCCUAAAUUGAAUCACUGGAAUAAUAAAUGGUGCUAUUUAGAGUCCUUUUUGCAAAUUCUAAUUUUUUCACUUGUGCGGUUUUGAAAACAAAAAAAAAGUUGGGGCAAGUUUUAAAAUUUAAAACUUGAAUUCCAAUAAACAAUAUGCACUAAUUUCGACUUGUAAAUAGUCUCAUAUACAUGUACGUAAACAACACGAUUACUAUGUUAUCACGUUUGCUCUUGUGUAAAAUACAUUUUAAUGAAAUCGAAAUUUAGCUUUGUUAUAUGUAAAUUUAUUAAA
Molecule: messenger RNA, 8168 nt
Organism: Agrilus planipennis (emerald ash borer)
Lineage: Eukaryota; Metazoa; Arthropoda; Insecta; Coleoptera; Buprestidae
Product: titin homolog
Exons: 8
Coding region: 255-7463 (2402 amino acids)
Source: RefSeq, a predicted model, not a curated record